ACGGCGGCAGGACCAGCCGGAGAGUAGGGCUCGGCGAGCUCGCGGGACGCUGCGGACUGAGCCUGCCUGGCGAAGAAUCGCCUUGACUCUUGACACGGCGUCGAGACAGGAAAAAAGACGGCAACGACGCAGACGACCGGUGGCGGCGUUAGACGAUAACCGGGGCUUCCAGCCGGGACUCGGGGUCGGCUCAGGUGGGGUGGAAGCGAAAGCGGAGGUAGGAAACUACAAUUCCCAGAAAGCGCUGGGCUUCUGGAGUUGCAUAGCCUGAUGGGACUGGUAGUUUUGCGCACGGUUCCUGCUGUCUACCUGAGGUUGAAGUUUUGAGAUUUGAGGUGUCUCCAGAGCAGGAGAGAUGGAACUGGAGCAGAGAGAGGGGACCAUGGCAGCUGUGGGCUUCGAGGAAUUCUCGGCCCCACCGGGCUCCGAGCUGGCUCUGCCUCCUCUGUUUGGUGGUCACAUCCUGGAGAGUGAGCUGGAGACAGAAGUGGAGUUUGUAUCUGGCGGUCUGGGAAGUUCAGGACUCCGGGAGCGGGAUGAAGAGGAAGAGGCAGCCCGGGGUCGGAGGCGGCGCCAACGGGAACUGAAUCGAAGAAAGUACCAGGCGCUAGGUCGUCGCUGCCGGGAGAUGGAGCAGGUGAACGAGCGGGUCUUGAACAGGCUCCAUCAGGUGCAGAGGAUAACUCGGAGACUCCAGCAGGAGCGCAGAUUCCUCAUGAGAGUACUGGACUCCUAUGGGGAUGACUACAGGGCCAGCCAGUUCACCAUUGUGUUGGAGGACGAUGGCAGCCAAGGCACAGAUGUCCCCACCCCAGGCAAUGCUGAAAACGAGCCUCCAGAGAAAGAGGGUCUGUCCCCACCCAGAAGGACACCUGCACCCCCAGAACCCAGGAGCCCAGCCCUUGGCGAAGGACCCAGUGGGCGGAAAAGGCGGCGGGCACCACGGGAUGGAUGCCGAGCAGGGGCUGGGCUGACCCCAGAACUGGCCCCAGUGCAGGUGGGAGCCGAGGGCUGGGGCCAAGGCGCGAUUAAGGUUGAGGAAGACUUUGGCUUCGACGCAGAUGAGGCCUUGGAUUCAAGUUGGGUUUCUCGAGGGCCAGACAAACUGCUAUCCUACCCCACCCUAGCCAGCCCACCCUUUGAUUAAGCUUCCCUCCCCAAUAAAGACUCCCCUCCCCCCACAUUUGCAUAGGCCACUGUCUGUUUCUCCC
This is a messenger RNA of Nannospalax galili (Upper Galilee mountains blind mole rat), 1211 nucleotides long. It is a transcript of the gene Tfpt, whose product is annotated as TCF3 fusion partner. Gene Ontology annotation, molecular function: DNA binding. The record is from RefSeq and is a predicted model, not a curated record. NCBI's taxonomy places the organism in Eukaryota, Metazoa, Chordata, Mammalia, Rodentia, Spalacidae. Bases 356 to 1147 code for a protein of 263 amino acids. The transcript is spliced from 6 exons. Gene Ontology annotation, biological process: apoptotic signaling pathway; apoptotic process; positive regulation of apoptotic process. Gene Ontology annotation, cellular component: Ino80 complex.